UGAAAUGUUUUGUGGGUGGCAUACAUCAGUCCUGAAAUGAGUUAAAAAUUUGAUUUUUGCUCCAUAUUCCAGGGGAGCCAGGCAACUGCUAAAAUAACGUGAUAGGCGCUUUAACACGCUGCCCGCAACAGCGCCUCCCCAAGCGUCACUACAAUCCGGCUUCACUGUACUCUCCGCGCACCUGGAGAUCCGCGUAACGACGCGUAGCAUCUGCUGACGUCUGGACAUUGCGCGCGGUCCGAGCAUUCUUGAAGGUGCAUUUUGCUCAGCAUCGCCGCCGCGAGAUCCAGAGAGGCAGGCAGCCUCCCGGAAGAAAAAUAGCUCAGUCUGCGCGAUGCACGAGACGCAGAACGUAACGACCGGCACGCAUCGUGGGAGCGCAGUAUUGUGGAAUCGGGUCGUUGUGUAAACUUUCCCGCACAAACUGCCUGGGAUGUGACAGACAGGGGUGCCAUUGCUCUCCGGUGACAAGUGGACUGUAUUUACACCAUCCUUCUAAAUAAGGAAGCAGGGCUGUCAGACAUAUGACCACCGUCCCGAUUUGGGCGCUGCUAGAGUGCCCAUCGCAUCCCAUGAUCGCGCGCAAGCUGUCCAAUAAGGCUCAGCAUGCGACCCCCAUUGCGCACGUGGAGUGACAGCAGCGUCCCAUCAUCAUCAGUCCGCCGCUCCAACUUUCUCUCUCUCUCUCUCUCUCUCUUUCUCUAUCUCUCUCUAUCCUCCCCCAUCCCCUGAUAUAUGAUGUCAUUCAUGUAAGGAUGAGAGUGGCUUCUGAGGUGAGAUAGGGAUUUUGGUGAGUGGCAUUCUCCACGACCCAAAGCUUCGGAACUGCAAAACAUGGUCAUCACCACCUUCUCCACCUCAAGUCGUGUCUCCGCGCUCUCUUCCCGUUCUUCCGCCGCUCUCAUCUCGGGCCACCGUCGCAUGCCCGAAGUUCUGACCUGCCUCGCUAAAUUAAGCCUGCAGCACCAUGCCGAGGGAAGAAAAACUAGAAGAGUGGUAUUUUUAGUGUCAUUAAUUUUGACCACGUGUCCCGAAGGUAAACCCGAUGGCCAUUGCGCAAAGGCUCCUCAUCAGUAUGUCCUGCGAGGCCAACGCGCAACACUGGCCAAGGACUGCCGUUCUGCUCUUGGGAUUGCUCCUAUUUGGGAUUGUGUCCUCCAGUCCGCUUCCGAGUAGGACUAAUAGGACAACUUUACUGGAGAAGCGAUGGGAGAGCCUCUUCUCCCGCUCCGUGCUGGGGAUCUCUGGAGAGAGACCAGAGGCGAACUGGGAGAAUGACUAUUUGCUGGGCAUCAAAAGAGUGCGGAGGCUGUACUGCAAUGUAGGCAUCGGGUUUCAUCUUCAGGUCCUCCCAGACGGCAAGAUAAACGGUGUACAUAAUGAGAACCAGUACAGUCUCACAGAGAUCUCCACUGUGGCCAGAGGAGUGGUUAGCCUGUACGGUGUGAAAAGCAAGAUGUUUGUCGCAAUGAAUAACAGAGGAAGGCUGUACGGAACGGCUACCUUUAAAGAUGAAUGCAAGUUCAAGGAGACCCUGCUGCCAAAUAACUACAAUGCCUAUGAGUCCUCUGUUUACAAGGGAUUCUAUGUCGCUCUCAGCAAACACGGCCGAGUGAAGCGAGGCAACAAGGCCACCACCGCCAUGACAGUCACCCACUUCCUCCCACGAAUAUGAGCAGACUCUUGCAAUAAUUCUUCAUUUGCACUGAUCUCCCCGAGAGAUCUGAAAACUGACACACAAACAUACAAGAAACUGCAAGAAUGUCACCAAAAUAGUACUACUACAUUUUUAUAUGUAUAUUUGGAUAGGUUAGCUUUUUAUUAGGAUCUCUGAAUAUUCUAUCCAUCGCUGCUUACUUCUUUUCUUUAUACAUAUAUAUAUUAUUGGUCAUGGAUGUGGAGGCUCUCCCUGCCUUCCUUUCUGUAAUCAGGUGCUUGCCAAGAAUCAAACAGACUCUACGAUGGAUGAUGGAAGUCCUCCUCAGCUUUUUAUAGUGAAAUUAUGUUUUUUAUUACCUCAAAGAGCUACCUAGAUGGUUUAAAAGAAUGCAUGUAGUUUUGCUUGUUACUUUUAGUUCUGUCUGAGCCGAUACAAGCAUAAUUUUUUUACAAAUAUUUGACAAUUUUGUUUUCUGUUUUUCUCAUUCUUAGGGGUUGUGCAAGCACUUAAAAGAAAGCAGAUCUCUCUUGCUGCAUGUCGCACUGAGGUGCCUUGGCAUUCCCGCACACCGCCCCUUUAACAUGCAUGCUCUGAACGCCCCAGGGCGUCAGAAAUAGGGCUGAUAUGUUAGCCAGGGCCCCGCGGGGACUGUCCCACAAGGGCCCCAGAGAGGGGCGAGGGGGAUGGGUGUGCAUCUCUGCUUUAUUUUACUUUUCUCUAAUUAGAGAACACUGUAUGAGACACGAGAGCAGCUUGUAAACAUUGAUCAUCUCUGGCAUUCGGCAUCAUCUGCUGUCAACUAAGAAAUGAGGUAUAACUUUAGCCCCUUUCACUGGUAAUCCCAGUAAAUUGGCAUAAAACUUACGAGUACGCAGUGGCUUUGUACUGCUAAGAGACCAUUCAUGCAUCAGUACAAAAAUACUGGUGAACUCUGUGAUGUCAGUCACUCGAAGUGAUGCAGUACUUUUUCUUCGUUAGCUCGUAUGCAUUUUGAGUUUGACAAAAAAUGUUGCCUUCUGAGCAACAGGAGUAAGGGGAUGAUUAUGGAAACCUGUUUCCUCCACCAAAUAUAAAAAAGUUUAAUCGAUAAUUGCUGUUUUUUAUUGCACAAUUUUGACUUUUGAAAAAGUGAACAUUACGCAAUUCUGAGAAGUCCAAAUUGUGAGGUAUAGACUUGCAUUUGAGAGAUAAUUAGUUGCAAUUUUCAUGGCAAGAAAAAAAUGGUGUUUUGAUCUUAAAAACACAAAACAGCACACAAUAGUAUCCAAAACACUGCUAGAACCGAUUUACUGGUAUUU
Molecule: messenger RNA, 2958 nt
Organism: Carassius carassius (crucian carp)
Lineage: Eukaryota; Metazoa; Chordata; Actinopteri; Cypriniformes; Cyprinidae
Product: fibroblast growth factor 6-like
Exons: 3
Coding region: 1046-1675 (209 amino acids)
Biological process (GO): cell differentiation; fibroblast growth factor receptor signaling pathway; positive regulation of cell population proliferation
Cellular component (GO): cytoplasm
Molecular function (GO): growth factor activity; fibroblast growth factor receptor binding
Source: RefSeq, a predicted model, not a curated record